This is a messenger RNA of Hibiscus syriacus, 1152 nucleotides long. Its product is annotated as NADPH--cytochrome P450 reductase 2-like. The transcript has 9 exons. Bases 1 to 1152 code for a protein of 383 amino acids. The record is from RefSeq and is a predicted model, not a curated record. Gene Ontology annotation, cellular component: cytosol. Lineage: Eukaryota; Viridiplantae; Streptophyta; Magnoliopsida; Malvales; Malvaceae. Gene Ontology annotation, molecular function: flavin adenine dinucleotide binding; FMN binding; NADPH-hemoprotein reductase activity.
AUGGAACCUUCAUCUUCCUCUUCAGGUUCCAUGAAAGUUUCGCCGCUCGAUCUGAUGUCAGCGUUAAUCAAGGCCAAAAUGGACCCUUCCAACGCCUCCGCCGCCGAAAUUGCCGCCAUCCUUCUCGAGAACAAAGAGCUCGUUAUGAUUUUAACUACCUCCAUUGCCAUGCUCGUCGGUUGGGUUGUCGUUUUGGUCUGGCUUAGUUCCGGUUCUCAGAAACCUAAGCAAAUCGUUCCUCCUAAGCCUUUGAUUGUUAAAGAUCACGAUGCCGAAGUCUAUGAUGGCAAGCAGAAAGUCACCAUAUUCUUCGGUACUCAAACCGGUACCGCCGAAGGCUUUGCCAAGGCUCUAGCUGAGGAGGCAAAAGCACAGUACGACAAGGCGAUGUUUAAAGUUGUGGAUUUGGAUGAUUAUGCAGCUGAUGAUGAUGAAUACGAGGAGGAGAUGAAGAAAGAGAAUUUGGCGUUUUUCUUCUUAGCCACAUAUGGAGAUGGCGAGCCGACUGAUAAUGCAGCUAGGUUCUAUAAAUGGUUCGCUGAGAUAAAUGGAAAAGAGCGGGGAGAAUGGCUACAGAACAUGAAGUACGAAAUUUUUGUCCUUGGAAACAGACAGUAUGAACAUUUUAACAAGGUUGCAAAGGUGGUUGAUGACAUCCUUGCUGAGCAGGGAGCGAAGCGCCUAGUUCCUCUGGGUCUUGGAGAUGAUGACCAAUGCAUUGAAGAUGACUUUACAGCAUGGCGUGAAUCAGUGUGGCCCGAGUUAGAUCAGCUUUUGCGUGAUGAAGAUAACGCAACAACUGUUUCUACUCCAUACACUGCUGCUGUUUUGGAUUACCGUAUUGUAUUUUAUGAUCCUACAAAUGCACCUGUUCAGGAUAAAAACUGGAGCAAUGCAAGUGGACACACUAAUUAUGAUGCUCAACAUCCAUGCAGGUCUAAUGUGGCUGUGAGGAAGGAGCUUCAUACUCCUGCGUCUGAUCAUUCUUGCACCCAUCUUGAAUUUGAUAUUGCUGGCACUGGACUUUCAUGCCAAGUGCUGGUAAUUGCAAGUUUUCCUUUUAACAUCAUAGAUAACUUUGCCUACUUACAGUUGUCUUCCUUUUCAGAUAUGAAACAGGUGAUCAUGUUGGUGUUUACUGUGAGAAUCUAG